CCGCCCUCUGGCUGUGUCCCGGCUAGCGAUAGCUAUGGCGGCUGUGACAGACCUGCAGCGGCUACAGGCCCGUGUGGAGGAGCUGGAGCACUGGGUGUACGGGCCGGGCGUGGCGCGCGGCUCGCGGAAGGUGGCUGAUGGCCUGGUCAAAGUACAAGUGGCUUUGGGGAACAUUGCCAGCAAGAGGGAGAGGGUGAAGAUUCUGUACAAAAAGAUUGAAGACCUGAUCAAAUAUUUGGAUCCUGAGUACAUUGACCGCAUUGCCAUACCUGAUGCCUCUAAGCUGCAAUUCAUCUUAGCAGAGGAGCAGUUUAUUCUCUCCCAGGUUGCGCUCCUGGAGCGGGUGGAGGCCUUGGUGCCUGUGCUGGACAGCACUGCCAUCAAAGCCGUUCCUGAGCAUGCUGCCCACCUGCAGCGCUUGGCCCAGAUCCACAUCCAGCAGCAGGACCAGUGUAUGGAGAUCACUGAGGAGUCCAGGGCUCUCCUGGAGGAAUACAACAAGAUUACAAUGCUUCUCUCCAAGCAAUUUGUGCAGUGGGAUGAGCUGCUUUGCCAGCUAGAGGCAGCCAAGCAAGUGAAACCAGCAGAGGAGUGAUGGCUGCUCUCCAUCCCAGGGUGGCCAGGCUCCAGGACCCUGUGCCAACUGCCCCUGAAGCAGGGCAGAGGCAGCUCUCUAUAUUUAUUGGAUCCACAGCCCACCUGUCCACACUCAGGUGGGGCUUUGAGGUCAGAGGUCAGGGGUCACCUGAGAUUUGCAGUUUGCAUCACCCCCCAAUCAGUGCCCUCAUUCCAGUGACAAUAAACUUUAAAUACCACUGGGA
This is a messenger RNA of Choloepus didactylus (southern two-toed sloth), 821 nucleotides long. It is a transcript of the gene DCTN3, whose product is annotated as dynactin subunit 3. The record is from RefSeq and is a predicted model, not a curated record. Gene Ontology annotation, cellular component: dynactin complex. Gene Ontology annotation, biological process: cytoskeleton-dependent cytokinesis. The transcript is spliced from 7 exons. NCBI's taxonomy places the organism in Eukaryota, Metazoa, Chordata, Mammalia, Pilosa, Megalonychidae. Bases 35 to 595 code for a protein of 186 amino acids.